UAUGGUCCUUAGUUUUAGGGUCAAAUUAAAUAAAUGUAUAAGUGACAUGCUAUUUUAUUCAGUUCACACCUUGCCAUGAAGGCCUAAAUGAAGGACAUUCAUUUAGUCUCUUGACCUUGCUUGUGUAUUGCUAUAAAUCAUCAUAAGUUUCUCUUUUUUUUUUGUCACUUAAGCAUAGAUAGAUAAAACAAAAUGAGAAGUAUUACAAAAGCAUCAUACUUUAAUAUUCUAUUUCUUUCUAUAUUAGGCUUAGCAUUACAUGUUCAAUGUCGUUCUCUUCCAACUGAAUUGAUUUCAAAUGGAGUUGAUGAUGAUGUUCAAUCAUCACAACAAGACUCUUUUCUACUUCUUAAUAAUCAUAACAAUGAUUCAGGAGAGUAUUGUAAACAAAUGUAUGGUUUUUUGCCAUGUUCUAAUGACAUUCUUGGUCAUUUAUUUCUAAUUUUGGUUUAUGAGUAUUUGUUGUUCCAUGGAGAAUCAUAUUUGGCUGCUGGAGGUAAACAAAUCUUUGAGAUUCUUGGUCCAGGUGUUUUUGGUGCUAGUGCUUUUGACCUUCUUGGUGCCCUUCCCGAGUCCUUAAUUCUUCUUGUUACUGGACUUUCAAGUGAUAAGGAGAGUGCACAAGAGUAUGCUUCAACUGGUGUUGGUUUGUUAGCUGGAUCAUCCAUCUUGCUUAUGACAUUAGUGUGGGGGACUUGUGUUACUGUUUCCAAGCAAAGCUUGAAAAAUGACUCAAAUUCAUCAGAAGGAACAAUAAAACAAUAUUUGACUGGUUAUGGUAUUACUAUGGAUGAAGACACUAAAGAGAUGGCAAUAAUCAUGGUUUUCUCUAUUAUACCACUUCUCAUAAUGCAGUUUCCUACAUUGUUCGAUUUCUCUACAACGUUGCGCAAUGCGACCUUGAUCAUUUCUCUCAUUAUUUCUGUCGCUUUUCUCAUCUCAUACUUCAUUUACCAGAUCUUUAGACCACAGAUAGAGAAAACAAGACUAGAAUACAUAAAGCAUGAUGACUUAAUAUUAAGCAUUUUCCAACGUGUCGAAACGCAAACUCUCCAAAAAAUCCUAGCUGAGGAUGGAACUCCCAAUGUAACUGCCAUAAUUGGGUUAUACAAUGACUUCAGUAAAAAUUUACAUGAGGGAGAGGAAAAGCAUUUAUCAGCUUCUCAAGUAAAAGACUUGUUCACAGGCUUGGUAUCAGAGAGGAACAAUUUAACCAACACAAAUAUCACAGAGAAAAAAAUCACAGACUUCAUAAGAGUUUUAGACAAAGAUGGUGACCAAAUUAUAACCAGGGAUGAAUUUGUCAGUGGCUUACUACAAUACAUUAACCAAACAAAGCAUGCUUUGGAUAAAAAGUACCUCCAAAAAGAAUCUAUGAACAAAAUGUAUCAGAGUUUUAUCAAGCCAUGGAUCGAACAUGUGAGAAAAGAACGCGAAUUGAAGGGACAUAUUAUUUCUGGAAUCUUAACUCAUUCUCACAGCGAUAUAGUCGGUAGGCUGCUCAAAGAUGAUGGUACGCCUGAUAAAGAUGCUAUCAAAAGGUUGUUUGAUGAAGUUGAUAUCAAUAAAGAUAGCCACAUUUCGAGAUCCGAGUUGGAACAAAUAGUGAAGAAGAUUCAGUUUGGUAAGGUUAUAGAUGCAGAGGAAGCAAACACAAAACUCUAUAAGUAUCUUGAUGUCAACAAAGACAAUGAAAUUAGUGAACAAGAAUUUGUUGAUGGCUUCAUGAAAUGGAUAAGCUCAAAUUCCAACCAAGACCCUAGCUCAACUUCUUCCUCUCAUGAAACUAAUCAAACAUGGGAAGCUGUUGAGAAAGUAGUGAAAGAGAAUCAUCAAUCCAAAGGGGUGAUUGCAUGGUUAAUAGCUAUAGCAUAUGUGGUAUUGGGAAUUACUAUGCUAUCACUUCUUGCUGAGCCCUUAAUAGCAACUGUUCAAAAAUUCUCCGAAGCUGCGGGAAUUUCAUCAUUUUUCAUCUCUUUCAUGUUAGUCCCUUUUGCCACAAAUUUUAGAGAAGCUACCUCAGCUAUCAAAAAAGCUAGUUACAAGAGAAGUAGUAAUACUUCUCACAUAAUAUACGAGAUUUAUGGAGCUGUGUUCAUGAACAACAUUCUUGGGUUUGUGGUGAUAUCUAUUCUUAUAUAUAUGAGAAAUAUCACUUGGGAAUUUUCAGCUGAUGUAUUGGUGGUGGCAAUUGUUUGUAUUGUGAUGGGCGUAACUGCUAUUUUUCGCGCCACUUUUCCGAUUUGGACAUCUUUACCUGCAUAUCUCUUGUACCUAAUAUCAUUGGUUUUGGUUUUUGUUCUCAAAGAUGUUCUCAAUUAUGUUUAGUGUUUUUUUUUAUGGGAGCAAGAUUAAAUGAAAUAACAAACUCUUGAUGUGGUUUAUUAGAAAAUAUUAUGUACCACAAGAGUCUAGUGCAAGUUAUGGUUGGCGUGUAGUGUGUGCGAGUAUUGUAAAUUCUGAGAUAUCGAAUUCAACUCAUAUUGACAAAGAAUAAUAUUAUGUGA
Molecule: messenger RNA, 2507 nt
Organism: Trifolium pratense (red clover)
Lineage: Eukaryota; Viridiplantae; Streptophyta; Magnoliopsida; Fabales; Fabaceae
Product: sodium/calcium exchanger NCL-like
Exons: 9
Coding region: 193-2328 (711 amino acids)
Biological process (GO): calcium ion transmembrane transport; intracellular calcium ion homeostasis
Cellular component (GO): membrane
Molecular function (GO): calcium ion binding; calcium:proton antiporter activity
Source: RefSeq, a predicted model, not a curated record